This is a messenger RNA of Durusdinium trenchii, 1188 nucleotides long. The record is from the annotation of a GenBank genome assembly. NCBI's taxonomy places the organism in Eukaryota, Dinophyceae, Suessiales, Symbiodiniaceae.
AUGCCCAAGCGACGCCAAAAGAUUCGGAAUUCGGAGAUCACGCCCGCUGUGCCAGGGUACGAGCUGAAAGUGCAAUAUCGGUAUGAGCUGAAUCGUGGAAGAUCGGCCUGUGACAGUCAUCGGGCAGAACGAGACAGUGGUGAUCGGAAGUUGGCGGACCCAGUCCAUCGAUGCAUGGUCAGUCGUGAUCAGAAGCUUCGCGACGUCUCCCCUACCUCGCCAGAGAGAUGGGAGGUGGACAGUUGCGGAACCAAAGAUGGAAACAUGGCGAAUGGCGGCCAAGGAAUCCAGAAUUUCAAUGCCCAUGAUGGGCCCGUGUUCUACCUCAGACUUUGGUCAGGACAAGUGACUGCUGCGACCAAAGAGGAUGCCCUGACCUCAGCCAUUGGGUUCUGGGUCGCCAUGAACUUUUUGGUAAGUCGGGGCCAUUUGCGAGAAGAAUGCGCAACUGCACAAACUCCGGACAACUACUUGAGGUCGGCCCCAGCCAGAGCCGGCAAGGCAUUUUCGCGUUGGGCCCCGCCCAUGUCACUCAGCGUGGCGAAGCUCGAUCGUUACGCCCUCGAGAUCCCCCCUUUGAGCCAUGAGGGCACUCGCAAGGGUGUUCCACUCGCGAAGCUGCAGGGGAAGCCUUUGCCCUCUCAGUCUGCGCUACGUGUGUGCUGGGAUGCUCAACCAGUGCAGGUCCCUGGCCUUUUCGUGGGUUGGCACACUGGUCCCAGUGGUCUCCGCGGAUGCAUGGGCACCUUGAAGCCCGUGGAGCUCCACCGGGGCCUCUCGGACUAUGCGCUCCAAAGCGCCCUCCAUGACCUUCGAUUUUCGCCCAUUUCACUGAAAGAGGUGAAGAUGUUGACGUGCCGAGUGUCCAUCCUCCAUAGCUUCGAAUCGUGCAGCGAUCCUUUGGAUUGGAAGCUGGGCACGCACGGGGUCACCAUCGCCUUCACGGCUGCCCUUUGCAGCUUUUGCCCUUGCGGCACUUGUAGAUAUACUGCCACCUUGCUGCCGGAAGUGAUCUCCGAGGAAGGGAUGUCACAAGAGGCAGUUUUGGAGAAAUUGGUGCAUAAGGCGGGCUACAGGAGACAUUGUAGCCCCAAGAUGAUGAGAUCUUUAGAGGUGACUCGAUUCCAGUCCACGGUAUGCAAUCUGGACUUUCAGACCUUUGCACUCAAGCAGGAAGCCCUCAGCUGA